Helobdella robusta is the source of this 273-nucleotide messenger RNA. RefSeq lists its product as hypothetical. The record is from RefSeq and is a predicted model, not a curated record. NCBI's taxonomy places the organism in Eukaryota, Metazoa, Annelida, Clitellata, Rhynchobdellida, Glossiphoniidae. The annotation marks the transcript as partial. The transcript has a single exon.
GGCCAAAAGACAGACCAAAAUAGAGAGGGAAUCUUCAUACGGGAAUCACUGACACAAAAUGUACUGGACGUGACUCGAAUUAGCUCACGCCUAAUGUUGAUUAAACUCAGAAUGGAUAAACAGGUUUUGACUGUUUUCUCUGCAUAUGCACCACAGACCGGUAAAUCUGAAGACGCCAAAAAUAACUUUUGGAACACACUCUCAGAUGCUGUCAGGAAAACACCGUCAUUAGAGAUAUUAUUGAUAUGUGGCAAUCUCAACGGCCAUGUUGGA